AGUAACCAUGGACAGUAUUUUUCACGAAACGCAAGAGGGGUCUCUUUGUGCUCAGCACUGUCUGAACGCGUUACUACAGGGCUCGUAUUUUACCGCUGUUGAUUUGGCGAAGCUUGCGCAUGAGCUGGAUGAGGAAGAGAGAUUGAAAAUGGCAGAAGGCGACGUGAAUUCUGAUGAAUAUCAGAGAUUUUUGAAGCAACCAUCACAUAACGUUGACGACACUGGCUUCUUCUCAGUUCAAGUUCUGAACAAAGCUCUCUCUGUGUGGAGUCUACGGAUGAUUCCCUUCAAUAGUCAAGAAGCAGAGAAUGCUCGAGCGAAUCCACUUGGUGAACAGGCAUUCAUUUGCAAUCUACAGCAACAUUGGCUUGCUGUCAGGAAACUUGGAAUGCAGUGGUUUAAUCUGAAUUCGCUGCUGACUGGUCCGGAAUUAUUGUCCGAAACGUAUCUUGGUUUGUUUCUGGCUCAACUACAGAAUGAUGGUUACUCUAUUUUUGUCAUACAAGGAGACUUCCCUGCAGCAAGUGCAGAUGAAGUUUUGUCUCAUCAACGAAUUGUACAAACAACUCGGCCAUCUCUUAUUGGCGGCAACUUGGCAGAUGAACAGCAGGAUGCAGGACAGGGAUUUGGCAAUGAUCGUGCAACUGCUAGUGCUGCUAGUAGAGAGCAACGAGGGAAUGAUUUUUGGACAGCCGAUGGGAGACACGAGAUGACAGAGUUGGGGCAACAGUUGUGGCAGGGAAGAUGGCAUGGAGGUGACGCUGCCAGUAGACAAGAUGUCUUGGACAGUGGAAGUGGUUUAGAGAGAGUAUUUGCUAGAAGUCUAGAGAGAGUCGCAGCUGGAGGGUGGAGGCAGAUGGGAGACAUAACGUCUCACAAUAAUGUUGGACAGAUUGUAGCCGAUCCUGGUCAACCAGUAGCAGCAGCUGCUGCAGCCGCUGUUGAUCAACAUUCGGGGCUUACACUUGAGGCUAUGGAGCAUGCUAUAGGCAUCAGUCUGGUACGAGUAUUAGGACAUCACCAGCCAAGUUUAGAUCAGAGAGGUGGAAUGGCGGCAACUGCAUCUGUACCUGCAAGACAAACGUUUGGACACAGAAACUUACCUUUAUUCUCUGCAGUGCCUCCUUCUAGUCCAUCUUCAUACCCAAGACAGAGAUCGUUGCUUCCUUUGUUGCCACAAUUGGACCUACCAUUAACGACUGUCUCUCUUGCUACGACAGGCUCAGCAGAUGAGAUCAAUUAUGAUUCAGACGAAGGAGGAGAAUCAGAUUUGGCAAGACAGCUAAACAUAACGUUCGAACACGAAGUAAUUCCUCCUCCUGGCAAGAAGGCAUUGUCAGAUACAGCAGAGGCAGUAUCAGAUAACAGCUACAUGGUCGAUCUAUAUGACCUGCAAGAUGGAUUAGAAGAUGAUGUGGAAGAAGAAGGCAGUGAAGACGAGAGCUCAUCUGACAGUCCAACUUCUUCAGGACCAUUGAAACGACAAGUGUCAGAGAUGACAGAAGAAGAGAUGAUGACAAUGGCAAUGCACUUGUCCGAAAGACAGACAAAACAGGACAAGCCUGACAAGGGCAGUGAAGCUAACAGUUGAUUAUGUCUGGGUAGUAUUGUGUUACCUUCCACAAGGUGAACUGAAUGCGGAAGUAGGGUUUCUAUUGGGGUUGCUAUUGUAUUGAAUUAGUAUGGCAAUAGUUUAGUACAAAUAGGACUGACGUAGAGGCUACCAGAGAACACCCACUUGGAGGAUGAGGCUGUGGUUUGGAAUGGGAGCGUUUUCCAUGAUUUACUAUA
Molecule: messenger RNA, 1791 nt
Organism: Corticium candelabrum
Lineage: Eukaryota; Metazoa; Porifera; Homoscleromorpha; Homosclerophorida; Plakinidae
Exons: 11
Coding region: 8-1591 (527 amino acids)
Biological process (GO): protein deubiquitination
Cellular component (GO): nucleus
Molecular function (GO): cysteine-type deubiquitinase activity
Source: RefSeq, a predicted model, not a curated record